GAGCUGCCACCAUGGAGGAGGUGGAGUCACGCUUCCUGCACCUCCUGCAGCCCAUCCGCGACCUCACCAAGAACUGGGAGGUGGAUGUGGCCACCCAGCUCGGGGAGUACCUGGAGGAGCUGGAUCAAAUCUGCAUUUCUUUUGACAACGGCAAAACCACCAUGAACUUCAUAGAAGCCGCCCUGUUGAUCCAGGGUUCUGCCUGCAUCUACAGCAGGAAGGUGGAGUAUCUCUACUCGCUGGUCCACCAAACGCUUGACUUCAUCUCCAAUAAAAAGCGGGAAAAACAGCCCAGCUCCCUGGGGCAGGACGGCAAAGACGCUGACGUGAGCUUUGGGCCUGAAAAGGAGGAGUUCCUCUCCCUGGACGACAUCAGGGACGACAGCCAGGCAAGCAUGGACAUGAAGAAGGAUCAUCAGCCCAGCGCUCUGAUCAGCGUUCCCUUGACUCCGAUGUCUCUGGUCGCCCCGGAAGAGGAUGAGAAGAGGGACAACCCUCUUUUCAGCCGGAAAGGGGAGAUCCUCGCCAGCCGUAAGGAUUUCCGGAUGAACACGUGCACCCCUCACGCCACCGGAGCCUUCCUGCUGGAGCUGGCAGGAGGGUCCUGCGUCCUCGGCAGUGGGAGGGAGUGCAUGAGCACCGGCAGGGCUCCCAUCCAGGCGCUGAGCUUCUCUGAAGAGGGAGGUGCUGCAGGACCGGAUGACGACAACAGCAGAGGGGAUGACGUGCCUGGGGCCCCGGAAGACGAUGUGGAAAUGACUCCGGCUGCUAAUGAACAAGUCGAGGCACAGAGGGAGAUACUGGAUCCGUGGCAAAGCCUUGACCCCUUCGGUGACUCCGAGGACAAGCCGUUUAAGAAAGGGAGGCCGUUCCUGGUACCGCACGGCCUGGAUGAUGUGGUCGGUGGCAAGCGGAAAAGGAAGGGACCAAGGAAGCUCCAGGACUUUAUGAAAUGGUUCUCUGCAGCCUACAACAACGUUGCCGACAGCAGGAAAACCAAGAGGAAAGGGCCGACGUUCGCAG
Phaethon lepturus (White-tailed tropicbird) is the source of this 1023-nucleotide messenger RNA. It is a transcript of the gene NCAPH2, whose product is annotated as non-SMC condensin II complex, subunit H2. Lineage: Eukaryota; Metazoa; Chordata; Aves; Phaethontiformes; Phaethontidae. The record is from RefSeq and is a predicted model, not a curated record. Gene Ontology annotation, molecular function: chromatin binding. The annotation marks the transcript as partial. Gene Ontology annotation, cellular component: nucleus; condensin complex. Gene Ontology annotation, biological process: mitotic sister chromatid separation; meiotic chromosome condensation. The transcript is spliced from 12 exons.